CCCAGGACCGGUGUCAAGACAAUCGUCACCGGUGUUGGUGGCCGUGAACGGGAAUCGAACUCGUGGAAGUCGCACGACCUUCGCAGCGCAACGCAACGCGCUCACACCACCCCCACCCACGCGUUACACGUGGCGCCAGCAGCAACCACCACCAUCACCACCACCACCACACCCCACACAUUGGGGAAGCUGAACACUCCGAGCGGUGCGAGUGGGCGACUCCCGCCGUCGUUGCUUCCGCGGAUUUCUAGAGGCGGCGUGAGAGCAACCAAAUCACAUCGCCACUCUCGCUCGCACAAACACAAGAAGCUCGCCGACGAAGGGGACGCGAUGGGGCAACUGUGCAGCGCCGACUGCGGCGCCGAAUUUUGGAACUGGACGUUGACUCUGCAUGGGGACCCGCCGGACGUCCCCGCCUGCUUCCAGGCCACAGUGCUGGUAUGGGUGCCGUGCACGUUCCUGUGGCUCGCCGCUCUGCCGUACUUCGCCUGGCUGCGACACCACCGCCAGGGCUACAUUGCCUGUUCCGUGCUCAGCCGUGCCAAGACCGUGCUGUGUGCUAUACUAUGGCUGUUGUGCUGGGCCAAACUGUUCUUCUCGCUGUGGGAGAGGAGCCAAGGUCAAUCACUUCCUCCCAUCUUCUUCAUCUCACCACUCAUUCUGGGGGCAACCAUGCUCCUGGCGGCGGUCCUGGGGCAGGUGGAGCGUUGGAGCGGCGUCCACUCCUCAGCGCUGCUUUUCGUCUUCUGGCUGCUGGUGCUGGUGGGGGCGAUUACGGGAACGCGGUCAAGUGUGCUGCAUGCCGUUCGCCUGGGAAUGUUGGAGGACCCGUUUAGAGACACGGUGUUUUUGAUGUACUCGGUGCUCGUGCUCGUACAGUUCAUCCUUGUUUGUCUCGCUGAGAAGCGACCACUCUUCAGCACAGACUCUGACGACCCAAACCUGUGUCCGGAAGUGGGUGCCUCGUUCAUAUCUCGUCUCACCUUCUGUUGGUUCACUAGGAUGGCGGUGAAUGGGUACCGUAGGGGACUGAAGAUGAGCGACCUGUGGUCACUGCGGCACAAGGAUUCCUGCAGCUUCGUGGUACCACACUUGCAGGCCGUGUGGAGGAAGGAGCAAGCUCGGAUCGCACAAAGAUCGGGAGACGCGAAAGCUGCAUACCACGUGCGAGAUAAAAACGGCCACCUGACUAAGGAAGCAGCGGGUCCCGGUGAGGACAGGAACCUCAUCUCCGUUCAGCUACGCCUGCCCAGGGAGAAGUCCCAGAGUGGUGGUGCUGGGACAGAGGGAGGAGCCACAGGUCAAGAGCCAUCCCUCAUCAGGGCCAUGGCGUUGGCGUUUGGGCCACGGUAUCUCGUGGGCUCUGUCUACAAGCUCCUGCAGGACAUUCUGUCGUUCGCAAGUCCCUUAUUGCUCAGUCACCUGAUCCGGUUUGUCGGGGACAAUUCGCGCCCCACAUGGCAUGGCUAUGCUUUGGCGGGGCUGAUGUUCCUGUGUGCCAUCGCCACGUCCAUGCUGGCGCAUCAGCACUUCCACGCGGGAUUCGUGACGGGCAUUCGGCUCCGCAGCGCACUCACCGGCUUGCUUUACCGCAAGGCUCUAAUGAUAACACAGGCCGCGCGAUUGUCGUGUGCUGGCGGGGAGCUGACGACCCUAAUGUCUGUCGAUGUUCAGCACAUGGCCGACAUCACCAACAACCUCAAUUUUGUGUGGUCUGCCCCUCUGCACAUCUGCCUGGCUAUGUACUUCCUCUGGCAGCAUCUAGGACCAUCAGUGCUGGCGGGGGUGGCCGUGAUGCUGCUGCUGAUACCUUUCAAUGCUUUCAUCGCGCUCAACAUCCGGACUCUGCAGGCUCAGAUUAUCAAGAAGCGCGACGAGCGCGUGCGCACCCUGAGCGAGGCCCUGUCGGGCGUGCGCAUCAUCAAGAUGUACGCGUGGGAGGGGCGAUUCCGUGACGUCAUCCUGCGAGUGCGCGAGCACGAGCUCGCCGUGCUCGGGCGCGCUGCUUACUUCUCCAUGCUCUCCGCGUUCACCUGGCUCUGCUCUCCCUUUUUGGUGGCGCUGGCAUCGUUCGGCGUGUACGUGUUGGUGGACGAACACCACGUGCUGGACGCAGAGAGGGCGUUCGUGUCCCUGGCGCUCUUUAACCUUCUGCGAUACCCCCUCAAUCAGCUGCCUCAGCUCAUGAGCGAACUCGCCAUGGCGAGUGUGUCCUUACGUCGCCUGAGGAAUUUCCUCAGUCUGGAGGAGCUGGAUCCGCAUGCCGUGGAUCGCUCACCCUCCCAUCUCCGUGAGAGCUGUGUGUCCAUCGAAGGAGGGACCUUCACGUGGAGCUGGGACGAGCCGCCCAUCCUCCAUGACAUCUCCCUGGCUGUGCCACGCGGCUGCCUCCUCGCUGUGGUCGGAACCGUGGGCAGCGGGAAGUCCUCGCUCAUGGCUGCACUUCUCGGGGAGCUGAACAAGUUGGGUGGCUCAGUGGCAGUGAAGGGCCAGGUGGCGUACGUGGCCCAACAGGCGUGGAUCCAGAAUGCCUCGCUGCGGGACAACGUGCUAUUUGGGCGGCCGCUGGACGAGACGUGGUAUCGCGAGGUGCUGCAGGCCUGCGCCUUGGAGCAGGACCUACUCGCCCUGCCGGCCGGAGACAACACAGAGAUCGGGGAGAAGGGCAUCAACCUGUCUGGGGGCCAGCGCCAGCGCGUGUCUCUGGCUCGUGCCAUCUACAGCAAGGCGUCCGUCUUCCUGCUGGACGACCCUCUGUCGGCAGUGGAUGCACACGUGGGGAAGCACAUCUUCGAGCGCGUCAUCGGGCCCUCGGGGCUGCUGGCAGGCCAGACGCGGGUGCUGGUGACUCACGGCCUGAGCUUCCUGCCCCACGUUGACCGCAUCGUGGUCCUAAGAGCGGGCCGCGUCUCCGAGAGCGGCUCGUACUCGGAGCUCAUGCUCAGCGGCGAGGCCUUCUCGGAGCUGCUGAGGAUCCAUGGACAGGGAGACGGCGCGGGAGAGGACUCCCCGGCCAGUCAGGAUGACGGGCCUCACGUCAUCAUUGACCUGCGAUCCCCGGGGCCGGAUGAGGUGCUCAGCACGUGUUCGAACAUCGCCGACAUGGAGCCGGUGAUGACAGAACCUCGGAGGAUGCUCAUGAGGCAGAUCAGCAAGCAAUCGAUGAGCGAGGGCGAUGGAGGAAAGCGUCUGUCCAUGCACCACAUCUCGCUGAGGCAGUUGGGGUCGCAAGAAGCAAGUGGCUCUGGUACAACCCAGGGUGUGAGCACGGAGACGCGGGGACACAAAGAGACGCUGCCCGGAAGCACACUCAUGCAGCCCGAGAGCAUGGAGACGGGACAUAUGAAGCUCUCCGUGGUGCUUCACUACUUGCGUGCGGUCGGCGCGCCGUUAUCCACGCUCGCGCUGCUCCUCUUCUGCGCCAACUACACCACCAUGCUGGGCACAAACGUGUGGCUGAGCGAGUGGGCGGGCGAGCCCGUUGUCAACGGCACGCAGCGCAACACGGGCUACCGCCUCGGCGUCUACUCCGCGCUGGGCGCCGUGCAGAGUGUGCUGUCCCUGGUGAUGGUACUGAUGGUCUUCAAAGGGUGUCUUCGGGCCGCCGGCUCCCUGCACCUUGCACUGCUCGAUAACAAACUGCACUCGCCAAUCUCCUUCUACGAUGUCACGCCUCUGGGACGAAUCAUCAACCGCUUCUCUAAGGACGUGUUCAUGAUAGACGAGGUGCUGCCGCCCACAUUCCUCAUGUUCCUGGGAGCCCUGUGCAACUCAAUAUUCACGAUCCUCAUCAUCGUCAUCAGCACCCCGGUCUUCGUGGUCGCUGCCAUUCCCCUCGUCGUCAUCUACUUCUUCGUGCAGAGGUUCUACGUGGCGACGUCGAGGCAGCUGAAGCGGCUGGAGUCGACGGUGCGCUCGCCCGUCUUCUCGCACUUCGGCGAGAGCGUGGCGGGAGCGGCGACGCUGCGCGCUUUCCGCCAGGAGGAACGCUUCGUCAUCGCGGGAGACCGCGCUGUCGACGCCCUGCAGCACACAUCCUACCCCAGCAUCGUCAGCCAGAGGUGGCUGGCCGUGUGGCUAGAGUUCCUGGGCGCCUGUGUGGUGCUGUUCGCCGCUAUGUUUGCUGUGCUGAGCCGCGACUCCCUGAAGGCGGGGACCGUGGGCCUCUCCGUUUCUUAUGCCAUGCAGGUGACGGUGGUGAUGAGCUGGAUGGUCCGGAUGUCAUCAGAGGUGGAGUCAAAUAUCGUGGCUGUGGAGAGAGUCAAGGAGUACUCCGAGACUCCGCCUGAGGCGGAUUGGGAGGUGGAGUCGUGCCGACCGCCCGCGGACUGGCCAUCACAGGGCCAUGUGGAGUUCCGUGACUACAGCACACGCUACCGCGAGGGACUCGAUUUGGUUCUACGCAACAUCAGCUGUGACAUCAAGGGUGGAGAAAAGGUGGGCAUCGUGGGCCGCACGGGCGCGGGGAAAUCGUCGUUGACGCUCUGCCUCCUGCGCAUGGUCGAGGCGGCCAGCGGAGCCAUCGCGAUCGACGGGGUGGACAUUUCGCGCAUCGGCCUUCAUGAUCUGCGGUCGCGCAUCACCAUCAUCCCGCAGGAUCCCGUGCUGUUCGGGGGCUCCCUGCGAGACAACCUCGACCCGUUUGGCCACCACUCGGACGCCGAGGUGUGGGAGGCCCUGGAGUUUGCGCACCUGGGCGAGACGGCGCGCGCCCUGCCCGGGGGAAUCCAGCACGAGUGUGCCGAGGGCGGCGAGAACUUCAGCGUCGGGCAGAGGCAGCUGGCGUGCCUGGCGCGGGCUCUACUGCGCCGCACGCGCGUGCUCGUGCUGGACGAGGCAACGGCCGCCGUGGACGUGGAGACGGACGCGCUCAUCCAGGGGACGAUCCGCACGCACUUCCACGCCUGCACUGUGCUCACUAUUGCGCAUCGCCUGCACACCGUGCUCGACUGCACACGGGUGAUGGUGCUCAGCAGUGGCCAAAUCGUGGAGUUCGACUCGCCCGACGUUCUCCUCUCUCGCAAGGACAGCGCGUUCCACAAAAUGGCACGGGAUGCGGGGAUUGUGUAAUGCACGUGCCUUAGGUGACUUACUUAAAGUGAGCAAAUUUCACCUAAAUACCUCAUCGCAUGAGAGGCACAACCGAGGUCAACAUUGCAAAAGAGGCGAUGUUUUUUUUAAUGUGUCUCAAUGGGUUUAUUUCAUACCCUGGUUGAAUGAAGGAUACAGGCAGAACCCAGGAUUUUGGAGUCUGGGUUUUACUGGCCUUGUCCAUAAGCACACCGUGCAUAUGGUGCCACUAGGGUUGCCACAAUCUGCUGAUGCUACAAGAUAUAUCGUAUGAUAUAAGGUCCAUGAUAAUCAUAUCGUCCAUUUUGCAAAAUACCGUUGGGUGCUGGCUGCUCAUUGAGCCAGCACCACGAAGACUCUGGGCUGGAACCUUGUUUUAUAUUUCCUCUGUGAUAAAAUAAAAAAAACUUCGUAACGUGUUGAUGGCCUCGACAUAGUCAGCAACGACUCUCACAAAAAUAAUCCCCAACAGACUGUCUGGAUUUUCACCAAAUUGCUGGCACCAACUGCUAACGAUGUGUUUGCAUUGCUAUGGGAUGGAUACUCUGCAGGAAAUGUUAAACGGUUUCCCAUCUCUUGUGGUAACAUGCCGACUAAAGUGACGUCGAAUUGCUUAACCCUCAUGUCAUGGUUGUAAUGUGGCGUUUGACUCGCCCGAAGCUCUGCAGUGGAAAAAGCAACCUGUCACCUGAGCCGCGCAGGGCUGGCUUAUUUUGUCAGUGGAAUAGGGAUAUAAAGGGCAUGACUAUUAUAUUUAUGACACUGAUUGUACCGUUUGAAUUUAAAAAUAGACAUUGUUUAGGCGAUUUAUUCAUGUACUGCUUGAUGAAAGCCUCCCCAUGCCAUAUCGAACAUGUGUGUUAUUUCAUCAUACUUCCUAAUUUGUCACCAGUGUGGGUUGAUGAAGGGGGCCACCAGAACCGGCUCGGAUAUCACGAAAAUGGGAAUAUGGUUGUGCAAAACAUCCAUCAUUCUGCGUUAUUAUAGUGCGUUGUUUUUGAAAGGUAAUAUUAUACUUCCAUUGAGGGCAUUUAACUCGAUCGAGCAUUGCUUGACAUUGUGGGAGAGCUCUAGCCAGGCCCUCUGCACCUUUUGGCAUUUCUGUUGAAUGGCAAUCAAACAUUGUCACAUGUUUACCGACAGAAGCGAUGUGCUCACAGUCAUCUAUUGUAAAUUGAACACAUUUCUUUCAGGUCAUACAGCUGUGAAAUAUAUCACUCUCCUUAAGUCCACGUCAGAAUGCAAUCAGUUGCCACACUAAUCGAUUAGCGUGGAUUCUAUUGGCGGUGCAAUUGUUUGCAUCAACAAAUGCAAAGAAUUGUACUGAGCACCUAAAAUGCCUAUUUAAGUGCACUGCCAUUACGAACACGUGUGUUGAAUUUGUGUUGACGAACUCAAACUGAAUGAAUCACUCUUUACGGCUGUGAAGCACGCCAAUUGUUGUCUAUUCGACUGCCUUUUGGCAACAGGCUGCUUGCACACGAACGCAGAAAUAAAGGAAGAGGAGUCGGGCAAGGACAUACGCACUCACAAACGCUGUUAACAGUAACAUUAAAAUAUAUUUUUCAAAAACUGGGUUGAAAAACAAAAUCAAUAUUGCCCAUCACAAAUUAGCUGAUGAGUUAGUCAUAGUAACAACCUUUAGGCUGCAUCUAUAUGUAAACACUGGUAGAGAAUUUGAAAUUGUAUUUUUUUGUAUGGGGAAUUAGAAGUGCAUUAUCAGACAUUGACAGGGCCAUAAUUGUACAGUUCUGGGGUAACUGACAUGUGUAGCAGUGCGUUCGAGGCAUCGUCGCAGAUGUUAAGUAUUAAACAAUCGGCAUCUUCUGUGUACUUAUCCAAAGUUACGCUGUAGCCCAGGGGAUAAGUCAUGACGUGGCUCAGUUUAAAGAGUGAGCGAUGCAUAUUUUAACCACUGCUUCAGAUUUGUGACAUUAAAACCACGUAUGGAUGAAUAACAAUGCUACGUACUUGAUAUAGAUACAUGGAUUUUACCCCUUAUCUGCAGUGAUAUUUUGGGGGGAUGUGUAUAGUGUUUGAAAUUUACAAGCGGAUAGAAAAUCAGGUCUUGAGAUGUGGGUGUGGUAUCGAUUAGAGAAAGAAAUUCAAUUCUAUAGAGAGAAUGAGUACGUUUUAUGGCAGGUCGAGGAGAGAAGUCUUAUCAGAACAAUCCAUAAAAAGCCAAAAGAUAUGGAUUGGGCAGAUUCUAAGGAGUGAAAGCUUGAUAAAGGAAGACGCAGAAAAAUAAACCUGUUUUGAUGAUGGCUUCCAUUUCCACGCAAAAGGCAAUGGGCAGUAAGUUUGUAACAAAAUAAAAUUCGAGGGAAACUGCUGAGAAAUACAGCUAUAUAUGUAUAUACGUAGCUUAGGUUAAACAAAAAAGUGGAUAUACUGAAUAUUGCAAAAUAAAUAGGCAAAAGAAUAACAGCAUUAGAGCCGUCAGCAAUAAUUUGAACAAUUAUAAUUGAGCAAUUAUAAUUGCUCAAAUUGUCUAACCAAUAAUUGCUCAAAUUAUCUAGCCAAUAAUUAUUGGUCAGAAUAACUAAGUAAUCGGAAAAGGAAAUUUGCUAAAUUUUUACGAAAAAUUGUCACGAGGCUUAAGACAUGCAUUUAGCACAAUGUAUUACUAAUUUGUGUUAUUACCAUGAAGUGUUUUCCACUAUUGCGUAUGAUUGUGUUCUCUUGAAUAAUACGUACAUACAUUUUAAACCUUGCAAAACCGAGAAAAAAAAUCUUACAGUAUAUAACAAUUUGUUCACAUUUAACUCCUUCACAUUUAUUGAAUUUAACUCUGGCGCAUAUUAUUCACUUAACAGCAAACUCAUGCACAAACAAAGGAAACUUACUCCACUCCUCAACUUGUGUAGCCACUCUCCUUCGUAAUGCCAUCAUACGAGAUGUAAAGAGCGGGGGUUAAUGACGUAAUCGCACCAUCAGCCUAUUUCCCGUCAUGAUAGGCAUGGCGCUUCUAGACGUAGGAACUGAUCGUACAAUUCAACCAAAAGAUAAAAAUACUUAUCAAUUAUAUGUUUUGGUAAAUGUUAUCGAUUAAUGAUGACAGCUCUUCACAAUAUGGAGUGUUUUUUUGUUCAUGUAAACAUAAUUUGAUUAUGAUAAGCAGCAUUGGGCACAAAAUGUAAAGUUUUCAGACUGUGUUGCCAGCUACAAAGUAUGGAUCACAAAAUUGAAAGAAAAUUCGGAGGAAAGUUUAAAAGUGUGCAAAGAAGCAAAUGGAGAUAGAUGCACGCUUGGAAUUAUUCUGUGAAAAAGGAACACAUGGAUCAGGGCACGAGCACAAAUCCGAGACGUAUUGUGUUUUUUAACAAAGUAGGCUUUGGCAGAGCUCUGCUGGAAGGGAUGAUGACCAAUGAACAAGAUUUGUGAUGGAAUCGUAGCUCAAGGAGAAAACAGUGGCUGAGAGGAUGACCAUCGCAGAGAUAUAGCAAUGAGAUCAGUUCGUGUGCAGGAGUGAGAUGGAUUGUGGGAUCACGGGAUCAUGAGGGAUUGUGAUGGUGUGGAGGUCUCAAUUUAGCAUUGGAUAGAACUUGGCUGAUUAUAUUGGAUAACUUAACUUGUAGAAAACUACUCUUUCCAAACCAGUAAAUUAUCGUUUUUUGAUAAAGGAAACCUAUUGAAAUGAGUGUGGUAUAAUUUGUAUGGGCUGUUCCCAAACAGGAUGCCAUUGUUUUAUAUUAAGAAAAUAUUUAUUUAGAAUGUAUCAACAUUAUGCUGAACACAAAGUCAUGGGAAACGGAAGGUCUAGGUCACAAAUUAGAUUCACAAUGACUCAACAUAAUUUAUGUUGGACAAUAUUAAUAACCAAAGCACGUCAGUUGAUAUAAACUGCACGUGAAAGAACGCAUCAUAUCUAUUGGAGUCCGAGCACAAAUUGAAAUUAAUUAAAAAGGAAUUCAUUUUAACGGCUGCCCUUUCAUAUCUACUACAUUCGUUACACGAUUAAAAACAUGGAUUUCCCUACAAAUAAAAGCACACCGUUAAACUUGCGCAAGAUGAAAUGAAAAAUAGGCUUUACGGUGUUUAUUUUAAUUUAGGAGACCAUAUAAAUGUCAUUAAUGCUACAAAUAGCACACCAGAGAAAGUACAAAUCUGUUAUGAACACUCAUGAACAACCUCUGUUUAUUAUUCCAGCGAUUUGGCUGCUGAAACCUGAAUCGUUGGUCAGACCCACAAAUAAUGUUUACAAUCUCUGGCAGCAGUGGAUACAUUAGUGUAUCAUGUUUAAGCUGGGGCGAGCGGUGCACGCUUGUGGAUCCACGUAGUUGUGAAAUUCCCCAAAUCCAUUAGUUAUAUGGGGUGGCCAGGAUAUAACAGAACAGCAAGUGGAUUCAUGAACAUCUCUGUGAGGCCCUUUGUGUCAUAUAACCUCUUUUGUGUGUGUGGCUUUUUCCUCGCAUGCACAAAACUCUCCUUAAAAAAUGGAAUUGUCCAAACAUUCCAAUGCUGGAUCCUCCUGCCAUGACCAUUCCACUGAUGGAUGUGCCCAGCUUUUGACUUUGAAAAUACAUAAAAGUGGAAAUUGACGCAGUCAUUCAAGCUGGCACAAACCAAUAAACAUUUAUUUACUGAAUGUAUGAACGACAUUAUUUAUAUUAAUGGUCAUACGUCUGUAACUUUGUAAAUCCAGUCAAAUAUGUGCCAUUACAAAGCUUCGAAAUGUCUCCCGUAUUUUGUUACGGUUAUAAUUUUAAGUAAAACUUUUCCACAUCGGGA
Molecule: messenger RNA, 9801 nt
Organism: Petromyzon marinus (sea lamprey)
Lineage: Eukaryota; Metazoa; Chordata; Hyperoartia; Petromyzontiformes; Petromyzontidae
Product: ATP-binding cassette sub-family C member 3
Biological process (GO): transmembrane transport
Cellular component (GO): membrane
Molecular function (GO): ATP binding; ABC-type transporter activity; ATP hydrolysis activity
Source: RefSeq, a predicted model, not a curated record